Panonychus citri (citrus red mite) is the source of this 3977-nucleotide messenger RNA. RefSeq lists its product as uncharacterized. The transcript has 3 exons. NCBI's taxonomy places the organism in Eukaryota, Metazoa, Arthropoda, Arachnida, Trombidiformes, Tetranychidae. The coding region runs from base 1446 to 3977 and encodes 843 amino acids. The record is from RefSeq and is a predicted model, not a curated record.
AAUUGUAAGUGAAUGAAAUUUGAUUUAAUUUAAUGAUUACAAAUUAAAGUUUAACAUUUUCUUUUUGUGCUCAUUGUGAAUUUAAUGACCAUCAUGAUCAGUUUGGUUUCGCUACACCAAUUUACACUCAUUUCACUUCAACCUGUGUCCACUCUUGUCAAACUCUUCUUGUCUCGACUGUACAACAACCAAAUACUUUGAUGAUGGUGAGAAUGAAAGAUUUUGCCAAUGGACACAAAGUGAAGAAAGUCAACUUUGUACUUGUUCAUCAAAUUCAAGUGCAAUUCCUAAAAAUGUAAAUGGUACAAGAGAAAACUCGUGUAUUGGUAUCACUAAUAUAGUCGCAUGUCAAUCACCGUCGAACGGUUUUGAUGAUAUUCCUUGUGGAUUUGAUUGUUCAAAUUGUCCAAAAGAUGAUGUUACAAUUAAAUUGGAUCGUAAAGGUCGGGCUAAUGUGUCGUAAUGAUGUAAGUCGCAAGUUUUUACGACUCACUCGGCUCUAAUCAACUGAGUCGAAGUCGGUGCUUUAUCGAUUCACUUGUCACUUAAACUUAAGAAAUUAAUUGAAUUCAAACAGAAAAGUUUAGUACAAGCCUUGUAAAAAGAUUUCUCCUUGAAAACUGAAUUUUCACCUUUCUCUGUGGCUAAUUGAAACAUUUUAUACUAAAUUCAAAACCAGAAAAUCUAUCAGUUGGUACAAUUCGUUUUUGAAUGGACGAUAUGACUCGAAAUUCAAGUUAAUUUUUCAUUUAAAUCGACUCAAAGUCGACCGUUUUAUUUUCCAUUUUCAGAAGCGAUGUAAAUGCGAUAAACUCAGUUUUCUCAUAAUUAGAUAUGUUCGAAGUUCGAUAAACACUAAAUCGUAAUCUGUAUUCUCCAUUAACAACUUGAUCACAAUGAACGAAAAUCAUCACAUCAACAACUUAUAUAACUUGACAUUCUUGCAAAGUCAUUUCUCCAUUUACAAGGUUAAUUGUAAGUGGAAAUUGUGACAACAUUGAUUCAUGAUAACCAGUUAAAUUUAAAUCGAUAUUGAAUUUUGAUGUGAUUGGAAAAUAAAUCGUUUCAAUUGUAUUGAAUUGAAAACAAGGAUUGACAUUCAUCGUUUCGGUUACCACAAUUGAAUCGUCUCUGCAAUAAAGUAAACAAGAUUAGCUGAUCAUUUAUAAGUCUACCUUUUUUUUAAUAAACAAUAAAAGGAUAAUAUUUAAAAACGGGAUACAAACAAUCAACUGCAAACUAAAACUAUCUACUGAUUAAACUCUUAAUGAAAAUUGAUUGUACUACAAUUUGUCAAGCAAUAAUUUAUAAAAUAAGUGUUAACAAUUAAGCUGUUUGUUUGUAUUCACUGUAUCCUAAGUUUAAUUAAUUAUCAUCCCGAUUAAUUGAUUUAUAAAAUUUGCUUUUCACUUGGAAUCAAUUGAUUUCAGUUAAUCGUCAAGAAAAUGUUGCCUCAAUUAUUUUUCGCGAUUGUGUUAAUUUCUCAACUUUCAUCUAAUGUAAACUGUUACCUUCAAAUUCAUGAGUCAAGUGUUUGGAUUCCAUAUUCUGAUGAUAAUAUUUCUCAGCCUAUUUUCAUGUGGCAUAUGAAUCGGGGUUUCCUACCGACACAAUAUUCAUCUCUACAAUUGAAUACUGAUCCAACCAAUUUUGCUAAUCCUAAUUUCUUUCACACUCUUAAGAAAGCCUAUUCGUUAUAUUUAAAUCCACAAAGUACUGAUAUUUGUAUUUUAUUACCUGUCAACAAUUCUAUAUUCGUACACUUUGAAUUGAACGAAACUAUGGCCACUCAGUACAAUUCAACUGAUAGCCGUAGGUCAAUUAAUCGUUCUCGAGCUGUUCUGUAUGAACUGCCGGAUGAAACAACUGUUGAAUUCCCUGGAAUUGAUGUUAGAGCGGAAAAUAUUUCUCAAUUGAUUUUGGCCACUCUUCGAUAUAAUGGUAUACCCAUUGAGGUCCAAGCCCGUACUGUCGAUCGCAAUUUCGAUAGUAUUACCACGUUUAGCGCUUUCAAUCAUAUGAAUAAAGCUUAUAGUGUCGGACGUCGUAUUCAUCGCGAUGGCAAUGUUGUCGUUUUCGUUUCUCGAACAAGAGUAGAUACUCAAAUACGGUACAUUGAUUUGGGUUUCCACCAAUUUCGACAAGUUUUUGGUGAUAUAUCUACAGUUCAGUUUGUCGCUUCCGAUUACAUCCUUCAGCAUGGUGAUUUUUCGGUUGCACAGUUACUCUUUAUAAGUUAUCAAAACAGAUCCGAUGAAAUUGUAGCAUUUCGCUUUUCAGAAAUAAUGACGUACUUUGAUCAUUUGAACAGUAGCAGUUGUGGAUUCAAUCCUGAUAUAUGGUCAAUUGUUAACCUCACUAGAAGUCCUGAAUGUUACGAAUCUCAGACCAGAGUUUUGACUAAUAGCCCGACAAGAAUUGCAAAUUUCACGAUAUUUCCUCACCUCGAACCCGCGAGCCAAUAUUUAAUGUCAAUCCGCCCAAUGAAUAGUUAUAUGAGAAUCAAUUUGGAUAGAGAUGGUUGGGAUAAAAUUGUCGAUUUUGUCGCACUUGCAAUGACAGCGAUGCCUGGUUAUCUUCUUUUGGUUCUUACAGCGGAUCGUCAAUACACACGAUAUCGAUUUUCAAUUCAUUACGUUGAUUCUAAUACUUUUCGGGUAACUAAUCAUCCAGAUGAGGUGAUAAUUCCAUACAGUGGACGUCAUAAUGAUGUUAAAAUCUAUUAUCACGAUAAUCCAAUCCCUCAAGUACUCAUUACGAUGGGUCGAUUUCAAUAUCAUUCAAACAUUAACCUGUGUCCACUCUUGUCAAACUCUUCUUGUCUCGACUGUACAACAACCAAAUACUUUGAUGAUGGUGAGAAUGAAAGAUUUUGCCAAUGGACACAAAGUGAAGAAAGUCAACUUGGUACUUGUUCAUCAAAUUCAAGUGAAAUUCCUGAAAAUGUAAAUGAUAAAAGAGAAAACACGUGUAUUCGUAUCACAGAUUUAUCCGUAAAUCGAUCAUCGUCGAACAGUUUUGACCUGGAUAUUAGUGUAGAGGGUUAUGGUGAAUCUUUGGCAUCGACAUUUCCCCUUUUAAUCGAUUUUGUUGGAGUGCAAGAUGCGCCAGAAUGUCAAUUUGUUCGAUUCGAAAACUCAACAGCCUCUUUCAAAUGUGAUAAAAUUCCGGAAGGAGAGUUCAACAUCAAAAUUUCGGUUUCUCGUAUUGUUUCAUCGAGAAACGAGAUCUUGAGCUGGCAUUUAGCAACUGAACCAUUUUAUAUACAAGGUUCUUCUAAAUUACCGUUGAUCAUAGCUUCGAUUUUUGUGUUGACAAUAAUCGGUGUAAUUGGAAUUUACAUUUUUCAAAACAGAUUCAGAAAAGAAGGAAAAGUUACACGAUUCGGUUCGGGUAUCAAACUUGUUGGUCAAGGUAAAGCUCAGUUAAAAUCUGGUUCAGUGUUAUCAAUCUCCUCGAAAGAUAUUCUAGCUGUUAAAUCAAAGAAAUCUCAAAUCGGCUCAUCUAAGGCCAAAUCGAUCUUAGAACUGAGAAAAGGUAGUGGAUUAGGCAAGAGUAAAGCCAGUUCGAAAACUUCAUUGUCUAUGAAAUCGAGCCAAAGCAAAUCGAAAUUGUCUCAACUUAAACGUAGCUCAAGCGUUGGACCAGUCGAUUCAAAGAAAUCCCAAGUUUCCUUAGCUCGUGCCAAUUCUGUCUCAAAGGUCAAAUCAAAAUCCAGCUCCAAAUUAUUAAUAAAACCUUCCAAAGUACCUGGAAAAGUUCUUGGUAAAAGUCCAACGAAAACCUCGAAAAGUCCAUUGAUGAAAAAUAUCGCACCGACUCUGGGGAAACUUAAAUCUAAAGUAUCAUCAUCAUCAUCUUUAUUAUCUUCAUCGUCUCCAGUGAGCUCAACAUCGAUAGUUGGAUCAACAUUAUCGCAACAAUCAAUUGCUCCAAGUCCAAAGAAAACCAAUCCACCAAAAGAAACAAAAAAAUGA